This is a messenger RNA of Aspergillus bombycis, 297 nucleotides long. RefSeq lists its product as uncharacterized. The transcript has 2 exons. The record is from RefSeq and is a predicted model, not a curated record. The coding region runs from base 1 to 297 and encodes 98 amino acids. NCBI's taxonomy places the organism in Eukaryota, Fungi, Ascomycota, Eurotiomycetes, Eurotiales, Aspergillaceae.
AUGGCCGAUGGAAGAGUGAAGAUGCUGGGAAUCACGGGCCUUGGAUUUGAGCAGAAAGCUUCACGUGUGCAAAGCUGUGCUAGGAAAGAGAGAAGAAGAGAAGAGAUGAUCGGGUCGGGCACGAUAAAACGGAGAGAUGUAGACGGUGAUAGUAGUGGUGGUGAGGAUUCAGGGUCCGAACGUGAAUGGGAGCUACAGGCAGUCGACUCCACCGUUGCGACAGAGUUGAAGAUGCCAAGCAAAGGGGAAAAGGUGACGGUGAUGGAUGGAGGGGAGAAAGUCGCGAUGUCGCGGUGA